UCAAGGUCGCGAAUAGUCCUUAUCUUUGACCUUUUCUUUAAUAUAAGACCACAGUGACCUAGACAAUUAGUUGAAGAUUAGAUACAGAAAGAUGAAAGAAGUUUUAUAAGUCAUAUUUGCUAUCGUCUGUUCAGUAGCUAAUGCUGUGUCAGAUAAUGAAGAUGAUAUGCCAAAAAGACUUAGCGCCACUGAAAGUCUUGUUCAGGAACUUCUUCGUGAAGUGAACCUCUUGAAAUCUCAAGAUAAACAUCGGGAAAAGAAAGUUACUUACUUAGAGAAAGAACUACGUUUACAGCGUCAACGGAGCUCUAACUUGGAAAAUAUUGUUAAGAAGAUAUCAGUAUGUGAAAGAGAGCAAGUCAAAACUGACGAGAAAGCUGCAACUAAUAAGGAACAAGUUUCAGGUGCUUCAACAAACCGAAUACGCAGACAAUCAGUAGAAACUCCCGUUGCAUUCUUUGCAAAGAGAAAUGCCCAUCUUCAACAUGCCAGUGCUCACCAAACCGUUAUCUUUGACGCCAUCGUAACUAAUUUAGGAAAUGCAUACAACAGCAGUGCUGGUGUUUUCGUAGCCCCGGUGGCUGGAACAUACGUUUUUUCCACAACUCUGAUCUCUAUCAAUUUCCAAAGUGCGCAUGCGCAGUUCGCUGUAAAUGGAGCAGCUAUAACAAAUAUGUACGUUAGCCAAGGAGAUGCUACGACUGGGGAUGACACAACAAGUCAAACUAUUGUCCUUCAGCUACAGAAAGGUGAUGACGUAUCUAUCCAAAACAAAGAUCCUGACAGGGGUUUCCACGGUAUCAGUCAUAGCAUAUUUUCUGGCUUUUUACUGUAUGAAGAUUUCUCUAGCCCAGCUGUAGUUGGAAAAUAAUAAUGCAGAAAUAUC
Ruditapes philippinarum (Manila clam) is the source of this 886-nucleotide messenger RNA. Its product is annotated as cerebellin-4-like. The record is from RefSeq and is a predicted model, not a curated record. Gene Ontology annotation, molecular function: protein binding. NCBI's taxonomy places the organism in Eukaryota, Metazoa, Mollusca, Bivalvia, Venerida, Veneridae. The coding region runs from base 167 to 871 and encodes 234 amino acids. The transcript is spliced from 3 exons.